AUGGCUGCCAUAAACAUGAUUUUCGAGCUCAAACCGUAUCGAACCAACUGGAAGUUUAAGGCUAAGAUUCUACGUCUGUGGAAACAAAAGUCACCAUAUGGUGCAACAUUGGAACUUAUCCUUGCUGAUUCAAUGAAAAACAAAAUCGGGGUCACAAUCAAGAAACAAUUUUGGUCAGAGUUCCAGAACGUUUUCUCUGAAGAAGACACAAAACUGAUUCGAAAUUUCUCAGUCAGUCAAACUGUGGGUGCUUAUAAGAGCACUGACCACACCUACAAGAUAUNNUUUUUCCAAAANACGUCAGUUGNGGAAUGUGAUCAAUUACCAGACACAUUAACUGGCUGGCGUUUUGCUAACUNUAAUGACAUUACUAAUGGGACAUUGGGAAUCGAGUAUUUGGUUGAUGUGAUUGGCCAUAUUGCCAACAUUACGGAUCUUCAAACCUUUGAAAAACAUGAGAAAGAAACCAAGAAACUUAUAGUUAUACUCAGCAAUUCAGAAAAUCAACGAUUCUCCUGCACACUCUUUGGAAGUUACCCUGAGACAGUGAACGACUAUGUUUUUCUCGACUCAACACAUCGAGAAGUUGUGGAGUUUAGGGCUAGCCUACCACAAGNUGGACUUGCUUUAGCCAUUAUUGAACCCAGGCAAUUGUCAUCUUGCUCUUGUGCUACUGAGGAUUUUUUCAUGGAAAAUCCUCCAAAACCUCUAGGAGAGAUUCGUGAAUCUCAGGAGGAAGAGGAAGAUGAGUUUCGUACGGUCUUCUUUUGUCCAAAGUGUGAUGGAGAGGUUAAGGAUGUUGUCCCAAGGUUCAUGCUGCAUUUACGUGUUAAGGACAACAGUGGAGAAGCAACAUUUGUCCUUUUUGAUAAAGAUGCCAUGCAGAUUGUCCACAGGACAGCCGCAGAGCUCACUGAAACUACAACUGAGAAUGGCGAUCCCACAAAUUUACCUCNUGCUCUAACUCUGUUGAUUGGACAAAAANUUUUGUUCGUUAUCAAUGUUGAGCGUGCUAACGUCGUUUGGAAACAUGAUAGCUUCAAAUUACUUAUGAUUGCAAGAACCACAACAAUGAAUCAGGUGUACAGAGCUAUGAGUCAGACGCUGAGCAAUGGUGAUAGCUCACAGGGAGGAGAUAGUGUCAAUCAGGAACCUCUGCUACUUACACAUUCUGAGAAGACUCCAGAUUUGACUCCAUCUUCGAAACGUAAAGAGAUGGAAGUAAAAACUGAUGAUGAGAAAACAGAGGAAGAUAAAAACGUANAGUUGACUCCAUCUUCGAAGACUGUAGAGAUUGAAGUGAAAUAUGAUGANGAGAAANCAGAGGAAUGGAAAAUUCCAAGAUAUGCACCAGAUCAAAACUCAGCAUCAAAGAGAAUUUGUGUUCCCUUCGUCAAGAUAGAGAAGACGGAGUAG
Messenger RNA from Arabis nemorensis, 1416 nucleotides. The record is from the annotation of a GenBank genome assembly. Lineage: Eukaryota; Viridiplantae; Streptophyta; Magnoliopsida; Brassicales; Brassicaceae.